Molecule: messenger RNA, 1281 nt
Organism: Rana temporaria (common frog)
Lineage: Eukaryota; Metazoa; Chordata; Amphibia; Anura; Ranidae
Gene: PLCXD1
Product: phosphatidylinositol specific phospholipase C X domain containing 1
Exons: 8
Coding region: 311-1270 (319 amino acids)
Biological process (GO): lipid metabolic process
Molecular function (GO): phosphoric diester hydrolase activity
Source: RefSeq, a predicted model, not a curated record
GCCAGCCCCCUCUAUCGCAGCGGCUGAUCUACCAAUGGCUGUAGCGAUGGGCUGGUCCCCGGAGUACCUGUGUGUCCAGAUACAUAGAGGUGGUCGAGGAAUUCCUGGUCUAUAACAUGAUCCGGCAUGUAGGGAAGGCUUGGAGUCCCUAUAGACAGUGUGCGCUGCUGGUAUUGUACAAGAACAUCUUUUGCGUUUGUCCCUUUGGAUAAUUUUAGAUGAACUGAUCGUGAUCGACUCUGGAAAGCUAUGUACUAACAAUCAGAUCAUCGCACGGUCGCGUCAAAAGCGCAUUUUUUGGAAUCACAAAAUGGAAAGCUGUUCCCAGGAACCUGAUACCCAGGUGUUACAAAACCAACAAUGGAUGUCACAACUAUGCGAAACGUUGUGGGAUAUACCUCUGUACGAUUUGUCAAUCCCAGGGAGUCAUGACACCAUGACUUAUUGUUUAGACAGAUGUUCACCAAUUGAUCCAGAUUCACCAAAGUUGCUGCUCUUUUUAGGAAAAUAUGUGCCUUCUCUAACGCGCAAAAUCCUUUUACGAUGGUGUAUGACACAGACUUUAACGGUUGCUGAGCAGCUGGAUGCUGGUAUAAGAUACCUCGAUCUUCGAAUAGCUCACAGGCCUGACAUUCCUUCUCCAAACCUCUAUUUUGUACAUGGAUUGUAUACGUUUUUGACAGUUGAGGAAAUUCUGAAUGAGAUCUCAGACUGGAUGACAAACAACCCGAAGGAGAUACUUAUCCUAGCAUGUCGUAACCUACAAUCAAUGUCCCCAGUACACCAUAUGCAUCUAAUUAGCUGCAUACAGAGGAUAUUUGGAUCCAAGUUAUGUCCAAAACAUGAACCACCUACACUAAGGAACAUGUGGAAAAAAGGAUUUCAAGUUAUUGUUUCUUAUGACAACAAUGUGACAUUAAAAAAUGUGCACCUGUGGCCUUCUAUACCUUACUGGUGGGCAGACACAACAAAUAAGCACUCCUUGAUUAACUUCCUGGAGAAGAAAAAGCACUCGGGACGGCCAGGUGAAUUUUUCGUUGCUGGUCUUAAUUUGACAGAAAACACCUCAUAUGUCUUAAAACACCCUUUGGGAUCCAUGAAGAAAUUGACUUUGCCUAAACUCCCGUUCCUGAACAGCUGGGUGCAGAAGCAACACCCUGGAGUUAGCAAAGAUGCCACCAACAUCAUGGCAGAGGACCUCAUUGGCUCUGGCCAGUUUAUUUCUGAUGUUAUUGACCUUAAUCACAAGCUGUUAUUGCAUAAAAACUGACAAUAGACUGU